This is a messenger RNA of Bursaphelenchus okinawaensis, 1483 nucleotides long. Lineage: Eukaryota; Metazoa; Nematoda; Chromadorea; Rhabditida; Aphelenchoididae. The record is from the annotation of a GenBank genome assembly.
AUGAUAGACUUGGGCAGUCUUUUCCUGGCUGUAAAACAAUUCAUAAUAAACUCACUAAUCAAUGCUAUAGAAUACUUUUUAGGACCUUACUCUUUGCGCAGUUUGGUAAGUAUGAUUUGUUUUCAUUGCACUGAUAUUUAAGCAUUAUUUAUGUUAAUUUAAACACGAUAUUUAUUAGUAGAUCAUGCUUAUUUAAGAUAUUUUUACUUUAUGAUUUUAGGCACUGGAUAAUCAUCUGAAUGAAAGUGAACGAUUGGAGCGAGUGGAAUGGGCAUUAAGGCGCAAUUCGAGUGCUCGGCUUAGAAAUUAUGAUUGGGAAAGUGGAAACGAAACAGAAGAAGCGGAAGGUCUACUAGAAGAUGAAGUGUCUGACAAUGAAUACAGAAAUCAUCUGGCCAAGAAACUGUCGAACCCUUUGAGGAUACUCAAGGGGUACAAGAAGUUGUGUCAGGAGGUACGUUAAUUAAGGUUUUGUUAAUAUUUACGCUGGUUAUAUUUAUUGCAUCAUUAUUUUGAUCAAAUACAUAAUGCUAAUUUUUUUUAUGAAGGUUGUCACUUCAGGUAGAAGAAAGACGCUCUGAACUCUAUGAUUCUGAAAAUGAAAAACACGAGAAAAAGUUGUUCAAGUUGUGGAAGUUGCUGAAACCAGAAGAAGAAUUAGAAGCCAGAAAAACUAAAAAAUGGCAAGACAUUGGAUUUCAGGUAUUAUAAGAUAUAACUUUUUUUGGCCAGUGAAAGUUUCUGAAUCGGUUUUCAGAAUCCUAUUUUGUUUUAAAAGCUACUGUUAUAAGUUUACAACUUUAAAUUGCACUGUUAGUCUAAAAUUUGUAAUUGUCAUUCUACUAUAACAUACUUUGAUUUUACCAAUAAUAACUUUUCUAGGGAGACGAUCCAGCAACUGACUUUAGGGGUAUGGGAGUCCUCGGACUAGAUCAGCUAAUAUUCUUUGCUCAAUUCGACGUCGAGAAGUGCCAGAAAGUGCUAGAGAUAUCAAAGGAUCCUAUAUUAGGGUAAGCUACCACAUCACGAUUUUUAUUUUCAAAAAAUAUUGUAAAAGGAGUUGCAGCUUUUUUUUACAAAAAACUAAUUGUUUUUUUAAUAAUGAAAGACAUAUAUCUCUUGAGGGAGAGCACUUUCGGUUAAAAACUUAUUUUAUACUUUUGAACAUACUGUAAAUUACAGUUUUCCAUUUGCGAUUGCUGGGAUCACUUUCACUGCGCUUUGUCGACAAUUUCUGAAAGACGAACUUCUGAAGAAUCAUUUUGUGAAUUCUUGUCAUCGACCGCCCACAAUCGACAACUUCCACCAGGUUUACUGUAGAUUGUUUUCCUUAUUUGGCGAUUACUGGAUAUACAAACAUCCUGAGAGUGUAAUGCAGUUCAAUCAGGUCAAGGAACAGUUCAUUCUUCUUCUGACACAAUAUCUACGGUCUUCUGAAUCCAACUUAAUGGAAGUGCAUCAGGUCGAGGGCAUUAUUGCUUGA